Molecule: messenger RNA, 867 nt
Organism: Hipposideros armiger (great roundleaf bat)
Lineage: Eukaryota; Metazoa; Chordata; Mammalia; Chiroptera; Hipposideridae
Product: HLA class II histocompatibility antigen, DQ beta 1 chain-like
Exons: 3
Coding region: 16-480 (154 amino acids)
Source: RefSeq, a predicted model, not a curated record
GGUCUCAAUCUCACUAUGCCCUCUCCUGUCUGUUACUCCCCCGCAGUGGAACCUACAGUGACCAUCUCCCCAUCCAAGACAGAGGCUCUAAACCACCACAACCUGCUUGUCUGCUCGGUGACAGACUUCUAUCCAGGCCACAUCAAAGUCCGGUGGUUCCGGAACGGCCAGGAGGAGACAGCCGGCAUUGUGUCCACCCCCCUUAUUAGGAAUGGGGACUGGACGUUCCAGAUCCUGGUGAUGCUGGAAAUGACCCCACAGCGAGGAGACGUCUACACCUGCCACGUGGAGCACCCCAGCCUCCAGAGCCCCAUCACGGUGGAGUGGCGAGCACAGUCUGAAUCCGCCCAGAGCAAGAUGCUGAGUGGCGUCGGGGGCUUCGUGCUGGGGCUGCUCUUCCUCGGGCUGGGCCUUGUCAUCCGUCACCGGAAACAGAAGGGUGAGGAGCUCUGGGGACCUGGGGACGGGCUCCUGCACUGACUCCUGAGGACACUUUGACUGGCCUUGGUCUUCUCUCUUCUGAAAUGCCUGCCUGCCCUUGCCCAGAAUUCCCAGCUGUCUGUCAGCCUGUCCCUCUGAAACCUGAGUCCUACAGUGACACUGAUGGACUCAGGUCACCUCCUGUGAUCCCCACCCCAAGGAUCUGCCUGCCUUGCUGCUUCCUGCACGGACCCCGGGAGCCUCCCAACAGCAUCUGCUCAGGCCCCACGGCGUUUUCCUGUGUCUUUUCUCCCCCACAGACUGUUCAAGAGAAGCACAUCGAAACCAUUUACCUGUCUACACAGCUUUAAUCAUAAUUAAACAUAUUAUGAGUUAUCUGUAUCCUGAACUUCCUUAGAUGAGCAGAGGUAGGAAAGCAAGCAGAAU